Plasmodium yoelii is the source of this 783-nucleotide messenger RNA. RefSeq names its product fam-b protein. Bases 1 to 783 code for a protein of 260 amino acids. The transcript is spliced from 2 exons. The record is from RefSeq and is a predicted model, not a curated record. Lineage: Eukaryota; Apicomplexa; Aconoidasida; Haemosporida; Plasmodiidae.
AUGAGAGUCAAUAUUUUUAAAUUUGUUUUUUUUUCAAUUAUUAUUUGUUUUUUUGAAUAUAUCAAAAAUGAAUUAUACUAUGCAAAUGAAAGAACCAUAUGUUUUGAAAGGAAUAUAAUAAAUUUUAGGAAUAAUAGGACAUUAGCAUAUGCAGACAAUCAAUUAAAUUUAAAUGAUUUUUAUCAAUCAACUUUGAGUCUUGCAAAUAAACUUAAUGACUACAAUGAUGAUAACGAAGAAAUUAUAUAUAUUCGAAGUGCUAUAGAUUCACAUAUAAAGAUGCAUAAAGAAAAUACUAAAUUACCUGAUAUAAAUAGUUUAGAUAAAAGAACUAAAAAAAUAAUUCGUAAACUUCAAAAAGAAUUAGAAGAAGUAAAAAAGGAGCUUGAUAAUAUCGGGGAUAGUGAAAUAACAAUAAAACAGAUACGAGAUAAGAGAAUAACUAAAACAUAUGAAAAUAAUUCUGUAUCAGAAGGUGAAUAUUAUAACCAAUUGGAAAAUGAAGUAAAUUUCGUGGAGACAAAACAUAAUCAGGUAUACUUAAGUAGUAAUAAUCAUUUUGAAAAUAAACAAAAGCUAAACAAAAUGCUCAAAGGAUUAAUAGUGAGGGGAUUGUUGAUGACUUUGCUUUCUUUGGCGGUACUACUAUCAGGGUGGAUUCAGAUUCCAUUUGCUAUUAUAGGUGUAGUGCUUUCAAUUGAAACAUUUGUUAAAUGUUAUCGAUAUAUUAAAUUAUUCUUUAAAGUAUCUAAAAUGGAGAAUAUAUUAAAAAAAUUAAGAUAA